This is a messenger RNA of Dentiscutata erythropus, 1671 nucleotides long. The record is from the annotation of a GenBank genome assembly. Lineage: Eukaryota; Fungi; Glomeromycota; Glomeromycetes; Diversisporales; Gigasporaceae.
AUGGAAAAAAGUAAUAAAUCACUCGGAGGACAGGAUCAAGCAAAAAAGAGAUCAACGCAGCAUGCAACCCUAGCAAAAGAAUUUAUGGAUACAAUGACUAGCUAUCGUAAUAUGCAGAUAGAAAAUGCUAGGAAAUAUAGAAGGAAAAUUACAGAGCAAUAUCUUAAAGUAAAUCCUGAUGCUACACAAGAAGAAAUUGAUCAAUUCAUAGAUAAUGAUAUAAAUAAGUCAGACCAAUCGAGCACAAUUAUUACGGAAAUUCAAGACCGCCAACGUGAUGUUCGGCGGAUUGAAAAUUCAAUAAAUGAACUAAAAAAUAAGUUUAAUGAAAUUCAAGCAUUAGUAAUAGAAAAAGAUGAUUCGGUUCACAAAACAAAAUUUUUUGAAUUGACUUCAGACUCACCACAAACUGAAAGAAUCGUACGUCAACCUAAAAAAAGACACAUAAACAAAAACAGAAGGUUAAAAGCAGACUUUUUGUCCGAUAUGCUAAGAUCACUAAAGAAACUUGGAAAAAAGGAUAAUGAUACUUUAUGUCUUUACCCUGGUUGCCCAAAUAAAGUUAAAAGAGGUAGAAAUGGGAUUGAUUUUAACUAUUGUAGCACUGCUUGCCAAUUAGCAAGUUUUCAGAGUAGCAAUCCAGAACCUGUGAAUGAUUAUGAAGUUGCGCCGGAGGUUUACGAUGUGGAUGCAACAGAGACACAGCAGUGGUCACAGCCACAAACUAAUCCUGUAAUAUUAGAAUCUUCUUCACAAUCUUCUCAAAAUUCUAACGAUACUAGUAAAUUUUUAAGAAAUCCAUUUAGAUUACUUCAACAAUCUUCUAGCUCUUCAUCUUAUUUUCCUACAUCUCAACAAGAAUACACAUCAACCAAUGACUAUUACGCGUCCUCAAAACAGUCUGAGCCAAAUUUCUCAACAUGGUUAGAUCCUAAUGUUAACCCGGACAACCUAAGCUUUUCACCAUUUGAACAAACUUCAAAUGAUUCAGCCGAAGCAAAGACUGUAUUUUGUUCUAAUUGUACAUAUUUUGUUCGACCAAACAGAACAACAUGUGAAAUAUGUGGUACCAAUGUCAAAAAGGAAGAAUCUGUGCGAAAUGAACCGUCUAAUUACUGGAUCAAAGAGGCUGAGGAGGAAGAGGAUGAUUUCAACGUGUAUCAUGAGGAUGCGGCGAUUCGAUGUUCGGCCUGUUCAUACCUUAAUAAUCCCAUUCAUUCCCAAUGCGAGAUGUGUUAUUCACCUAUUGGAGAUUUAGAAUUUUUAAAUGUACCCGAUUUGAAUAUGCAACAGUGUCCUGUAUGCACAUUAUAUAACCAAGAUAACAUGACUACCUGUGAAGCUUGUGGUAGUUUUUUGAAACAGCUUACACCAAUACUUAAUACUAUAAUGACAGUUUUAGAGCAAACAAGUGACCAAUAUAGGGAAAUAUAUAGAAGAUUUAUGGCAACUAUGCCUAAUGUACAAGUUGUAGCCAUUAUUGGCAUGCAGAUGCCGACAGCGCUUGUUGAAGCACAUGAAAGGUAUAAGAACGAUAUGGCCCGAGGAUCUCGAGUUACUCCAGAAAGCAUCACACAUAAAAUGUUUCAUGGUACUAAAUGUAUUUGUAAUAAUCCGGCUAAUUACGCACAAUGGAAUCAUUGUCGUAAUAAUGGAUGUGGAGCAUGGUAA